GGAGGGACGGCGGGGUGGAGGGAGAUAGACCCAGCCCAGAGCUCUGAGUGGUUUCCUGUUGCCGUCUCUAAACCCCUCCACAUUCCUGCAGACCUUCAGACUGCCCGGAGAGCGCUCUGCCUGCCGCCCGCCUGCCACUGAGUGUUCCCAGCACCAUGAGGGCCUGGAUCUUCUUCCUCCUUUGCCUGGCCGGGAGGGCCUUGGCAGCCCCUCAACAGCAGGAAGCCCUACCUGAUGAGGCGGAGGUGGUGGAGGAGACCGUGGCUGAGGUGGCCGAGGUUCCUGUAGGAGCCAACCCAGUCCAGGUGGAAGUAGGAGAGUUUGAUGAAGGCACUGAGGAAACUGAGGAAGAGGUGGUGGCUGAAAACCCCUGCCAGAACCACCACUGCAAACACGGCAAGGUGUGCGAGCUGGAUGAGAACAACACCCCCAUGUGCGUGUGCCAGGACCCCACCAGCUGCCCUGCCCCCAUUGGCGAGUUUGAGAAGGUGUGCAGCAACGACAACAAGACCUUUGACUCUUCCUGCCACUUCUUUGCCACAAAGUGCACCCUGGAGGGCACCAAGAAAGGCCACAAACUCCACCUGGACUACAUCGGGCCUUGCAAAUACAUUCCUCCCUGCCUGGACUCUGAGCUGACCGAAUUCCCCCUGCGCAUGCGAGACUGGCUCAAGAAUGUCCUGGUCACCCUGUAUGAAAGGGAUGAGGACAACAACCUUCUGACCGAGAAGCAGAAGCUGCGAGUGAAGAAGAUCCACGAGAAUGAGAAGCGCCUGGAGGCCGGAGACCACCCUGUGGAGCUGCUGGCCCGAGACUUUGAGAAGAACUACAACAUGUACAUCUUCCCCGUGCACUGGCAGUUCGGCCAGCUGGACCAGCAUCCCAUUGAUGGGUACCUGUCUCACACCGAGCUGGCCCCACUGCGUGCCCCCCUCAUCCCCAUGGAGCACUGCACCACACGCUUCUUCGAGACCUGUGACCUGGACAACGACAAGUACAUUGCCCUGGACGAGUGGGCUGGCUGCUUCGGCAUCAAGCAGCAGGAUAUCGACAAGGAUCUUGUGAUUUAAAUCCAUGCCUCCUGCCGCAGUAUCCGGAUUCUGUCUCUCUGACCCUCCCCUUCCUGUUUCCCCCAAAGUUUAAAAUGUUUGGAUGGUUUGUUGUUCUGCCUGGGGACAAGGUGCUAAUAUAGAUUUAAAUGAAUACAUUAACGGUGCUAAAAAUGGAAAUUGUAACCCAAGUCAUGACAUUCUUAGUGGUAAUUCUUCUCUUACGGUCUCUUACCCACUAAUGGUCCCAUUUUUCUCUUGCCAUUUGCAACACUGCCCACUGUCUUACUGGACUAUGGGUGGAAACUCUGAUCUGCUCCUGUCUUCCUUAAACAGGCUUUGCAUCUUCUGAUUUUCUCCCUACUUCUCUGUUUGAAACUAACACUCACCGAAUCAGACUUUGUGUUAAUUUUAUUUCAGGGUGUUGGCUGCCUGGCGGAAUCUUCCCCAGAUGGCCAGGAGGUGGGCAAAGGAAAGUAACAGAUGUAUGAUGUUGGCAAGGAUGUUUCUGGGACUAGAGGACAAGAGGUGGGAGAAAUCCUUGCAGGAUCAGAACUGCAGCUAGCAAGUCUCGUUUGCCUGAGGCAGCCACCGAGAGAAAACAAUCUGGGGCCUCGUUAGGAAAACAUAUAAACUCGCACAUGACCCAGUUCCUCACCCUUUCCCCCCUCACCUUUCACAGCAGUUUCUUUCCACAUUAGGCUGUUUGUUCACACUUUGGGGGCUGAGGACCACCAGUCCUCCAUAACCCCACAGAGCCUCUGGGGGUUGGACCACCACUCGCUACAGGGCUCUCUCCUCCUAACUGCCUUUGGGAGAUGUAGGCUUCUCGGGGCACUGGGGACUGGGCAGCCAUUUCGGGCAGAAAGGCCAAAAUCAAGAGCGAGACAUAGAAAGUUGUAAAAUAGAAAAAGUGGUUUGUGAAAUUUUUUUUUCCUCAUGUUUGGAUGGCUUCAUGAGGUUUCUAGCAUGUUCCUCCUUUUUUUUUUCCUUCUUUAAUCAUGAGAAAUCUUCAAAGUCAAUGGGAUGUUCGUAUCUCACAGGCUGAGAACUCGUUCACCUCCAAGCAUUUCAUGAAAAAGCUGCUUCUUAUUAAUCGUGCAAACUCUAGCCAUGAUGUGAAGAGUUUGGCAAAUCUUUCAAAAUAAAAAGUAAUGAAUUAAACUGCC
Messenger RNA from Choloepus didactylus (southern two-toed sloth), 2218 nucleotides. It is a transcript of the gene SPARC, whose product is annotated as secreted protein acidic and cysteine rich. The transcript has 10 exons. Gene Ontology annotation, biological process: anatomical structure development. The coding region runs from base 156 to 1070 and encodes 304 amino acids. The record is from RefSeq and is a predicted model, not a curated record. Gene Ontology annotation, molecular function: calcium ion binding; protein binding; collagen binding. NCBI's taxonomy places the organism in Eukaryota, Metazoa, Chordata, Mammalia, Pilosa, Megalonychidae.